This is a messenger RNA of Microthlaspi erraticum, 1059 nucleotides long. NCBI's taxonomy places the organism in Eukaryota, Viridiplantae, Streptophyta, Magnoliopsida, Brassicales, Brassicaceae. The record is from the annotation of a GenBank genome assembly.
AUGGGUGAGGUUGUUGCGGGGGGACCUAAUCCAUCGAUGAUAGAGGAGAAGAAGAAGAGGAAGCGGGAGAAGAUGAUGAGGAAGAAGGAGAAUAAGAGGAAGAAGAAGGAGGAGAGGAAGGAGCAGUUGGAGAUGGAGGAGGAGAAACAGUGGGGAGAGCUUAUUGAUCAGUAUGAGCUUGAGAUUGAGGAGUUGGAGAAGAAGAAGGAGCAGUUGAUGGAGUUGCAGGAUCAGUUGGAGGCAAAGCAGAGGGAGCGUAAUUUUAAGCGUAUGUACAAGUAUAGGUAUCAUGGUAACUAUUGGGAGCGAGUGUGGAAAUCCGAUGGGUUCGAUAUCGAAGGUUUGAAGUUACAUCCGGCUCUGGGAGGAAUGCUAGCUUUCGUGUGUAAGAAAGAGAAUGAUUGUCCAAUCUUAGUGAGCCUUUAUGCUAAGACUGGCCUUCAUCGUUACAAUAUGCUAGAGGGGACCAACUUGCAGCUUCAUAGAGUAAAGAAAUACAAUAGGAAAUCUGCGUGUUGUUUCAUGCCUGCCACGUAUUAUAUAACUUUGGAAGCGGUGGAUCCAGCUACAGGCUCUGUUGUGCCUUUUCAGAUUAGCAGUCACGAAAGAUCCAAGGGCGAGAUGGAUGUCAGGUUUAUUGUUGCUAGACCUCAAGAGACAGGGACCAAUGGCGCGGUUUUUGGUUCAAAAGCACCUGUGUUCUAUUAUGUUCCGGUGCAGGAGUCAGAGUUGAAAGAAAAUGACUGGAUUCGCCUAUAUUUGGAACUUGGAUUCGUCUCCACCAACCGUCGGGCCCCCCAAUCCAAGCUGUCGGAUUUGAAGAUUGUGGAGGUCAUGGUAGAAACUAAGGAAGACGUGGAGCAGCCGAGUGAGAGACUCAAGGGGUUUAUAGAUGCGGUUGUCUACAUUAAAUACGAUGAGGACUUGGGAGAGGGUCAGGUUUGUAAGCGCCGAGCUAUCAUUACAAGAUUCGUGGAUUUGGAGACUGGGCACAUGAGUCUCAAGGGCCCUCAUCACUCUCUGGAAGUCAAGAUCGAUGACUCUGAGAACGCAGCAUGA